ACGGCGGAGCAGCGCCAGGACGUCAGCAUGAUGGAGGAUCACGCAGCUGCCCAGGAGAAGCACAUCCCAUCAGGCUAUCCCCUUCAGAUACCAGUCGAUGAUGGAUCGGAUGAGCCUGUUUCUGAAACAUCUGACGCUAAGAGCACCCCAACUACGGAAGAUGCCACAGCACCUUUAGUGGAGGAAGGAGACCACGAGGAUCAGGGUGGUGUCGAACAGCACGGGGAGAUCCCAGAAGGAACCACAGCUGAAGAGGCGGGCGUAGGAGCCACCCCCAACCUGGAGGACCACGCUGCAGGAGAUGCUGCUCAAGGUCGUGUGGACAGCAAAGACAAGGAAGGGACUGAUGCUGAGGAAAAGAAACCCAAGGGCCCGGAGAUGAGAGGUGGCACGAAGACGGGCGGGCCGCGCUCUGCGGGCGGGCAGGCGCCCAGGAACUCCACCAACGCCACGCGCAUCCCCGCCACACCCACGGCCCCCAAGACCCCUCCUGGCUCCGGCAGAAAGGAGCAGAAAAAACCACCUCCUGCAGCAGCAAAGUCGGAGAAAGGUGAGCAGCCCAAGUCCGGAGACAGAAGCGGUUACAGCAGUCCCGGCUCCCCCGGGACUCCCGGCAGCCGUUCCCGCACUCCCUCUCUGCCCACCCCACCAGCCAGGGAGCCCAAGAAGGUGGCAGUGGUUCGCACCCCCCCGAAAUCGCCCGCGGCCGCCAAGAGCCGCAUCCAGCCCGCGGCCGCGCCCAUGCCCGACCUGAAAAACGUCAAGUCCAAAAUCGGCUCCACUGAGAACCUGAAGCACCAGCCCGGAGGUGGCAAGGUGCAGAUUAUUAAUAAGAAGCUGGACUUUAGCAGCGUUCAAUCCAAGUGUGGCUCAAAGGAUAAUAUCAAACACAUCCCAGGAGGAGGCAGUGUCCAAAUUGUUUACAAGCCAGUCGACCUGAGCCACGUGACAUCCAAAUGUGGUUCCCUGGGCAACAUCCAUCACAAACCAGGUAUGGCAGGGCUG
This is a messenger RNA of Merops nubicus (carmine bee-eater), 1005 nucleotides long. RefSeq names its product microtubule-associated protein tau-like. Lineage: Eukaryota; Metazoa; Chordata; Aves; Coraciiformes; Meropidae. Gene Ontology annotation, biological process: neuron projection development; microtubule cytoskeleton organization. The record is from RefSeq and is a predicted model, not a curated record. Gene Ontology annotation, molecular function: microtubule binding. Gene Ontology annotation, cellular component: neuron projection.